Zophobas morio is the source of this 469-nucleotide messenger RNA. It is a transcript of the gene IFT20, whose product is annotated as intraflagellar transport protein 20 homolog. NCBI's taxonomy places the organism in Eukaryota, Metazoa, Arthropoda, Insecta, Coleoptera, Tenebrionidae. Bases 77 to 469 code for a protein of 130 amino acids. The record is from RefSeq and is a predicted model, not a curated record. The transcript has 3 exons. Gene Ontology annotation, biological process: centrosome localization; protein localization to cilium; intraciliary transport. Gene Ontology annotation, cellular component: centrosome; cilium; intraciliary transport particle B.
ACGUCAUUUCGCAGACGUUGGUACCACUGACUGUCGUUGCCGUGGUUACCAACUUUCAUACAAACAACGAGGCGCCAUGUCGGAUUUAUUAGCUAAUCAAGGAAUUUUUUUCGAUGAAGUCGACAAAGUCUGCAUUUUGGAACCAGAAGUGGCCAAACAAACCAACGACUUGAAAGAAGAAUGCCAGAUUUACGUGGAAAAAAUGGACGAAUUUCAAAAAAUUGCGUCAAGGUUUAUCCAAAUGAUCGAGGUUUUGGGAAAGGAGGUGGAAAGCCAGAAAAUUAAAGCUAUUGGGGCCCGCAAUAUACUCCAAAGUAUGGAAAAACAGAAGGAAAAUAACCAACAACAGUUGCAAGCUGUAAUUACUGAAAAGUCGGUGGAAUUAGAACGACUAAAAAUUCAGUUAAACUCGCUACAAAAAACCGAACUCGAGCAGAACGAAAUUAUAAACGAGUUAACACACUACUAA